CCUCGGAGUCCCUGGGGACCUGGGAAGGAGCGCGGGCCGUGAGGUCUCCCGCCCCCAGCCCCUAGCCUGUCGAGGCAGAACCGACCAGCCCCUCCCCACUUCCGCGAGGGGGCAGGGGCGGGGUCACGAAAUAGGCCUUUUGCCCGGGGGCGGGGCUUUUCCUAAGGGGCAAGGCCAAGGCAUCCCGAAUUGGGACUGGCAGGGGACAGGGCAGAGGGUUAUUAAGGCUGUGGCGGGAGGAUGCCCAGGGUAUUGGGGUCAGGGUGGCAUUAGCCCAGCUCAAGCCGGGCUGGGCUGACGCAGCAUCCUGCCGCGGCCAACCCCCGUCCCUGACAGCUCUGCUGUCCCUUGGGCAGAGAUGGGAGAUGGCGCCGGUGCUGCCCCUGGCGCUGCCCCUUCAGCCCCGCAUUCGUCUGGCGCAGGGUCUCUGGCUCCUCUCCUGGCUGCUGGCGCUGGUCGGUGCCCUCACCCUCCUCUGUAGCGGGCACCUCCUGGUCCAGCUGUGGCACCUUGGCACCUUCUUGGCUCCCUCCUGCCCGGUCGCUGCCCUGCCCCAGGUUGCCUUGGCAGCCAGUGCAGUGGCUCUGGGCACAGGACUGGUGGGUUCAGGAGCCAGCAGGGCCAGUCUGGAUGCAGCUCAAUACCCUCCCUGGCGAGGGGUCCUGGGCCCGCUGCUGGUGGCUGGCACAGCUGGUGGCGGGGGGCUCCUGGUUCUUGCCCUGGGGCUAGCCCUGGCUUUACCUGGGACUCUGGACACAGGACUGGAGGAGGGCCUGGGGACUGCCUUGGCUAACUACAAGGACACAGAGGUCCCCGGACGCUGUCAAGCCAAACGGCUGUUGGAUGAGCUGCAGCUGAGGCACCACUGCUGCGGGCGCCAUGGGUACAAGGAUUGGUUUGGGAUCCAGUGGGUCAGCAGCCGUUACCUGGAUCCCAAUGACCAGGACGUGGUUGACCGGAUCCAGAGCAAUGUGGAAGGCCUGUAUCUGAUUGAUGGGGUCCCUUUCUCCUGCUGUAAUCCCCACUCACCCAGACCUUGCCUGCAAAGCCAGCUCUCAGACCCCCAUGCCCACCCCCUCUUUGAUCCCCGACAGCCCAACCUAAACCUCUGGGCCCAAGGAUGCCAUGAGGUGCUGCUGGGGCACCUGCAGGGGCUGUCGAGCACACUGGGCAACAUGCUGGCUGUUACCUUCCUGCUGCAGACUCUGGUACUCUUGGGCCUGCGGUACCUGCAAACGGCACUGGAGGGGCUCGGAGGAGUCAUCGAUGGGGAGGGAGAGGCCCAGGGCUAUCUCUUUCCUGCUGGGCUGAAAGACAUGCUGAAAACAGCAUGGCUACAGGGAGGGGUGGCCCGCAGGCCGGCACCUGAGGAGGCCCCACCAGAAGACGAACCUCCCAAGGAGGGUCUACCUGAGGCCUAGCGGCCUGGAGC
Balaenoptera acutorostrata (minke whale) is the source of this 1432-nucleotide messenger RNA. It is a transcript of the gene ROM1, whose product is annotated as retinal outer segment membrane protein 1. Gene Ontology annotation, biological process: visual perception. The coding region runs from base 366 to 1421 and encodes 351 amino acids. The transcript is spliced from 3 exons. Lineage: Eukaryota; Metazoa; Chordata; Mammalia; Artiodactyla; Balaenopteridae. Gene Ontology annotation, cellular component: membrane. The record is from RefSeq and is a predicted model, not a curated record.